Neoarius graeffei (lesser salmon catfish) is the source of this 1230-nucleotide messenger RNA. RefSeq names its product fibroleukin. The record is from RefSeq and is a predicted model, not a curated record. The transcript is spliced from 6 exons. NCBI's taxonomy places the organism in Eukaryota, Metazoa, Chordata, Actinopteri, Siluriformes, Ariidae. Bases 1 to 1230 code for a protein of 409 amino acids.
AUGAGUGUCCAUAGCAGUGUGUGCAUGUGUGUGUGCAUUCUGCGCUGGCUUUUGCUGGUGUUGUGUGUGAUGUGUCUGUGUGUACUGUGUCAGAGGGACAGUUUGGUGGCUGGGCCACCCAACAGAAGGUGUGUCGGGGGCUGUAGUGCAACAGCAUCUCCCCCAAAAGCACACCUCACACACAAGAAGGACAUACUACCCAGAAAAACACAGGAACCUCUCCAAAGAAACACACAGUCAUCUUCCAUGUCGGAACGUCUGAUGCAGCUACAGCGGUGUAUGAAACAACAUGAACCAGCUUCAGGAAAUCAAAGUGAUGGAUCCAAUUCCUUGGCAACCAUUUUGGCUCUAAUGACAGCUGUACUUAUCGAGUGUGACCUGCACUGCCACAGUCAAAGACUUAGAGAUAUGGCAGGCAGGCUAGAGCGUGCAGCUGUGGGGAAAAAUGGAGAAAAAGACUUGCUGCUACUGAUGAAGAGCAUCACACAUUCUGGCUCACCACCAACACAAGGUGCUUUAACAGUGUUUCCCUCUGCAGGACUUUAUCCACAGAAUUGCUACGAGAUCUUUCAGUUUGGAAUAAAAGAUAAUGGAAUUUACACCAUCCAACCAGACCCUCAAAAACCAGCCUUGGAGGCUGUGUGUGAUAUGGAGUCUGCAGGAGGUGGAUGGACGGUGUUUCAGCGUCGAUUUGAUGGACAAGUGGACUUUAACCGGACCUGGCAGGAUUAUCGGGAUGGCUUUGGUUCUUCACAAAAGGAGCUCUGGUUAGGGAACACAGUUCUACAUGCUCUUACAUCCAGUGGGAAACAUACACUCCACAUCACUCUCCAAGACUGGCAUCAACAGACCCGACAUGCCAUCUACAACAACUUUAAAGUGGCAGGAGAGAACCAGAGGUUUCGUCUGACUGCACAAAAUUACCAAGGAGAUGCUGGUAAUGCCCUCAGCUAUAGUAAGCACUACAACCAUGAUGGCAGAGCUUUCAGCACAUAUGAUCGUGAUCAUGAUCGCUAUGCAGCUGGUAGCUGUGCUCAGUACUAUGGUGCAGGCUGGUGGUUCGAUUCCUGUUUGGCUGCCAAUUUGAAUGGACAUUACUACCACGGCCGCUACGUUGGCAUCACAGAUGGCAUCUACUGGGGCACCUGGUACAUCCUCACUGACUCUCGAACGAGGGAGAGAUACUCAUUUAAAAGUGUGGAAAUGAAAACACGACCCAGACAGCCCUAA